AUGAUGAAAAUCCGGACAUAUGGAUUGUUUAUCAGUGACUAUGCAUUUUCAACACAGGAAAGUGACUUACCAUUUCACAGGUUUCCUCUAAAGCACCCAGAGCUGCUAAAGAAGUGGAUUACUUCCGUGAAGCGGAAAGAUUUUAAACCUACGUCUUGCAGUUUUCUUUGCGGAAACCUUUUCCGGCAAGAUGAUUACGUAGUGAGCCCUGGAACGUGGAAGAAACGUCUCAGACACGAAGCAGUGCCAUCAAUUUUUGACUUUCCGACACAUUUGAUGCCACCAAAUAAACAGCCACGACGACAUGUUAGGAUUUUGAGUGACAACGAUGCUUCUCCAUUUGAGAGUGCAGUUGGUUCUCAAGUAAUUGAUUGUGGUAUACAGUCGAAAGUAGAAAUGGAAGACAAGGCGACCAAAACUUGCAAUUUUUUCUCAGACAUUGUGCACGAAUUAAAACGUUAACUGAAAUGUGAAGUGUGUCCGUGAAAAACUUCGAAGAAGAGAGAAGAAAGUGUUUUCCAUGGAUGACAUCAUAAGUUCAUUGAAGGAG
Messenger RNA from Schistocerca serialis cubense, 550 nucleotides. RefSeq names its product THAP domain-containing protein 3-like. The transcript has 4 exons. Lineage: Eukaryota; Metazoa; Arthropoda; Insecta; Orthoptera; Acrididae. The record is from RefSeq and is a predicted model, not a curated record. The coding region runs from base 1 to 462 and encodes 153 amino acids.